Westerdykella ornata is the source of this 1091-nucleotide messenger RNA. RefSeq names its product Formyltetrahydrofolate deformylase. Lineage: Eukaryota; Fungi; Ascomycota; Dothideomycetes; Pleosporales; Sporormiaceae. The record is from RefSeq and is a predicted model, not a curated record. Gene Ontology annotation, biological process: 'de novo' IMP biosynthetic process. Bases 115 to 969 code for a protein of 284 amino acids. The transcript has a single exon. Gene Ontology annotation, molecular function: formyltetrahydrofolate deformylase activity.
CGACACCUUUUUGAAAAUUCCACGUGGGUCACUUCGACACUGUGAGAACAUCAGUGCUGUACCCGGAUUCAACAUCUCCCCAAUACACGCAAAAACCUCACGGAGUCGCUCAACAUGGCCUCAAAGAAAACGGACGACCACUACUUGACGUUGUCCUGCCCUGAUGCAUCCGGCAUCGUGCACGCCGUCACUGGACUGUUGGCUGCACAAUCCCUCACAAUCGUGGACUUGCAACAAUUCUCAGACCCAGUAUCCAACACGUUCUUCAUGCGUGUCCAUUUCGGAUAUGCCGCCGACCUGUCAGGAUUGCACGCUUCCCUGUCCAAGCUUGCCGAAGACAUGAAAAUCGACUACGAGAUCCGCCGCGUAGAUGAGAAACCUAAGGUCCUCAUCAUGGUAUCCAAGAUUGGCCACUGCCUCAACGAUCUCCUUUUCCGGGUCAAGAGCGGCCAAUUGAAGAUCACAGUCCCCGCGAUCGUGUCGAACCACCCUGAUUACAAGGAUCUGGCGGCAAGCUACGGCAUCCCAUUCUACCACCUCCCCAUCACAGCGGAAACCAAGGCGCAGCAGGAAUCCCAAAUCCUGGACCUCUGCAAGGAGCACAGCAUUGAUCUCAUUGUUCUCGCACGUUAUAUGCAGGUCUUGUCACCCCACCUUUGCAGCGCAAUGUCUGGGAAGAUUAUCAAUAUUCAUCACUCUUUCUUACCCAGCUUCAAGGGCGCAAAACCAUAUCACCAGGCAUAUGAGCGUGGCGUCAAGAUUAUCGGGGCGACGGCACAUUUCGUUACCAAGGAUUUGGACGAGGGACCCAUCAUUGAGCAGAGGGUGGCGAGGGUCGAUCACGGCAUGACCCCGAAGGAGCUGGUGGAAGAGGGAAGCAAUGUCGAGAGUCAGGUGCUUGCGGCAGCCGUCAAGUGGUGGAGUGAAAGGAGGGUCUUUUUGAACGGCGCGAAGACGGUAGUGUUCUAGGCGGAAAGAAGCGCGAAUCGAUCAUUCACAACGUAUAUAGGAUCAACUAGAUGAUGCGGAAGCACAGCAAUAUCGCAGAGAUAAAAGUCAAAUGGGUAAAGUACUUUAGCGUCUGGUCACCG